GAACAAAGACAUUUUCUCACAAGCCAUUUUCAGAAUUUAACAUUCGAUUCUUCUAAAUUCAUUCCGUCACUUAAAUGAAUUAAUAAUUUAUACGCAAUGCUCACCGACUUUGUCAAAAACUUUUGUCCUAAAAUAUUGCGAGAUGUUAAUGAGAGCGAAAAUAUCAAAAAACUCUGCCAUGACUGGUUAGAAAUUGCAUUCAACUUUUGCAUUGAUAAAAUUUUCAACAAGGAAUCAACUUCACAAAGAAUCUGGAAAUGGAUUCUUAACUUUGUAUCUCAGAAAAGAUCCAUAGAACCCUUCAUUGAAACGAAGUACAAAAGUUACUUCCAAUCACCAACAAAUUUAACAGCAACAGAAUGUGUCGACGUCUUUCGCACAAUUUACGACGAUUUCCAAAAGAUUACCUUGAAUGAAGCUUCUGAACAAUCUCUCAUCAAAACUCAAAGUGCUAACAUUUUCGAAGAAAAAAAUUCAAUUGAAAUCAACUACUUCAUCUUAAUCAUAAAUGUUCUUCUUAUUGCUAGUUUCAUGGUCGUCAUGUUUGCCAUCAAGAAAAUGAAACGAAAUUUCGAAAUUGUCAAAGUUUUACGAAUAAAAGAUACAAUUCGUAAUGGUGACAGUCAACAUGAGACUGAAAUCCUUCAAAUUUCAGCGCCAACAUUCAAUUCAUUACUUGAUGAGUUGGAAAUGACUGAAAAUUCUGUUGAAACUACAGCAGAAGCUCUUGAAGGAAGUACCGAUGGUUCAAGAAGGAUUUAUGAUACUUUACGACCGCUCGCAAUAUCGACUCCGACUUUAAAAGAUAAACGAGGAUUGACUGCAACAAAAAGAACAACGAAACGAAAAUAUUCAGAAAACUUAAAAAAUGAAGAAAAUACUUCCAAAUCGCCGUCAUCAAAUAAACCACUUACAAACAUUGAUAACCGACGAAAUUCUUUAAUUCCUGUUCGAGCUGCAAAGAAAAAGUGAACAAAAUCAAAAAGUUAUUGAAUGAAUUUAUAUUAACAUUUUAAUUUUUUAAUUUAAAUAUCUACAUUGCAAUUUAUGUUUUCUGUGUUUGACAAUAAAAUUAAAACAUUUUGCUCUCAAAAA
Molecule: messenger RNA, 1095 nt
Organism: Clunio marinus
Lineage: Eukaryota; Metazoa; Arthropoda; Insecta; Diptera; Chironomidae
Source: the annotation of a GenBank genome assembly